Pan troglodytes (chimpanzee) is the source of this 3617-nucleotide messenger RNA. RefSeq names its product meiosis specific nuclear structural 1 (gene MNS1). The record is from RefSeq and is a predicted model, not a curated record. The coding region runs from base 1632 to 3317 and encodes 561 amino acids. Gene Ontology annotation, biological process: cilium organization. The transcript has 21 exons. Lineage: Eukaryota; Metazoa; Chordata; Mammalia; Primates; Hominidae. Gene Ontology annotation, cellular component: motile cilium.
GGAGCUUUGCUACAUCAGCCCCCAUAUACCUUUUGAGUAGUGGUAUUCAAAGUAGCAGGUCAAUGAACUGUUUGUACCUAUAUACUAUGAGAAAAGGAACCUAUACUGGACUGUAAGUGCUUCAUUGAGAAAGUCUGGCAAUGAAAAAAAAAUAGCUGAAUUAAGAAUUGUAUUUGGUACCAUAGCUGAUUUACAUUCUCUUUCAAUCUCCUUAUCUCCAAUCAGGAACAACCAAUCCAGUGUUUUAAGGAAGAAACUAUAAAUUUUUUUCACCCCAUGAAUUUUUAAAGAACUAUUCUAAACAUUUGUUGAAAGAAACUAACAAGAGGAGGUAUAAACACUUCAAUUCCAAUCUUCCAUGGAGGAGUAGACGUCCCUUCUAAGGUGGCAGCGCUAUUAUAAGCUGCUUUGAACAUCGCAUGCAAGUCUGUGUAUGGACAUAAGCUCCGAUUUACCUUUGGUAAAUAGGAAUAGGAUGACUGGGUGGCAUGGUAGUUCUUUAUAGCAACGUGAAAAGAGACUAAUACAACAAACAAUCUACUUACAAUAGAUCUGAGAAUAAAAUACCUGGGAAUAAAUUUAACCAAGAGGUGAAAGACCUGGAUACUGAAAACUACAAAAAAUUGCUGGCAGAAGUUAAAGAGGAACUAAUUAAAUGAACUUUGUUACUUCACUUCACUAAUGUGUCAAGUAAAUAUACUGGACCAUAUCAACUCUUCUUGAAGUAUAUUCCACACCUUGGUUCUAAGGCAUGCAAACAAAAAUUCUGUGUAAAUAAGAAUUACCUGGAAAAUAAAUAAAUAUCAUUACAUCUGGAUUAGGCAACAAUAGAAACCAUGCAAGCAAGAAGAGCAUGUGGUGAAAUAUUUAAAGAAUUGAAAGAAAAAAAAAUCUACCUAGAAGUUUGUACCCAGUGAAAUUAUCCUCCAAAAGUGAAGGAAAAAUAAAGAUUUUCUCAGAAAAAAGAAUUGAUGUAGACCUACCUUGCAAAGAAACAUUACAAGAAGUUCUUCAGAGAGGAGGAAAAUGGUGUAGGUCAGAAACUUGGGUCUGCAUAAGCAACAGGGAGCAUCAGGAAAGAAGUGCAACGUCUACCUAGAAUAUCUGCUUCUUGCUGCCACAUGUUCCUUCCAUUCCAUUCCAUGAAGUCUACUUAACGAGCCCCUUCAGUAGAGAAGUUCUCAACGAAUCCCUUCUGGAUCCAGGCAUUCUGAUUACUGUAUUAUGACUGUGCACUCUACCCAGGGCAGACUGUCAUCUGAGCCCGGCCUGUCCUGCUGUCUGCUCUCUCCAGAGAGCAUCCUUCAUCCUGAUAAACAGGCUGCGAGCUGGACACGUGACUGAGCUCCUUAAGAAAACAGAUCCAGAGAACUGCUGCUCUAUUUGUUCUACAAGCAUCUAGUGAAACUUCCAAGCCACUGUGCUGGGUGCUGUAGGGGGAGACAGAGAUGCCCAAGAAAGGAGCACAGGCCUCACAGACCUUUCAGUGAGGCAUGAGAAAGAGUACGUGUGCACCAGUUAUCAAAGAUGGAAACCCAUACGGAAGGUGAAAACAAGGCUGUGGAAUCUCAGCAAGAAGGCCCUGGUCAGAUGUCAACACCUUGAUCUUGGACUUGCCAGCCUCUAGGAAUAUGAGACAUAAAUUUCUGCUUUUAGCCAGUCUUCUCAGACAUGAGUCUUCAGUCUCCUGCCCUCAGCUUAGCUGGAAGCUGGAUGACAGCCACAUUAAGAGGCUUUCUGCAAGUGGCUUUUGGAUGAAAAGGGGGCCUCUCAGGUACUCCACUCUCACCUUGCAGGCUCUGCAGCAGCUGGUCUAUCUGGUGGCACUGGGAGGUUCCAAAAGGAGAAAUUUGAGCUGUAGUGAAAGGCAUCAGAAAUUAGUAGAUGAAAACUACUGCAAAAAAUUACAUGUCCAAGCUCUAAAAAACAUCAACAGUCAAAUCAGGAAUCAAAUGGUGCAGAAUGAAAAUGAUAACCGUGUUCAGCGCAAGCAAUUUCUCAGAUUAUUACAAAAUGAACAAUUUGAGUUGGAUAUGGAAGAGGCCAUUCAAAAGGCAGAAGAAAACAAGAGAUUGAAAGAACUGCAGCUCAAACAAGAAGAAAAACUGGCUAUGGAAUUGGCAAAACUGAAACAUGAAAGUCUAAAGGACGAAAAGAUGAGGCAACAAGUAAGAGAAAACAGCAUUGAGCUUAGAGAAUUGGAGAAGAAAUUAAAAGCAGCUUACAUGAAUAAAGAAAGGGCAGCUCAGAUUGCUGAAAAGGAUGCCAUUAAAUAUGAACAAAUGAAACGUGAUGCUGAAAUAGCCAAAACCAUGAUGGAAGAACACAAGAGAAUAAUAAAGGAAGAGAAUGCUGCAGAAGACAAACGAAACAAAGCGAAAGCACAGUACUAUCUUGACUUAGAGAAACAACUUGAAGAACAAGAAAAAAAAAAGCAGGAAGCUUAUGAGCAGCUGCUAAAAGAGAAACUCAUGAUUGAUGAAAUUGUUAGGAAGAUCUAUGAAGAAGAUCAGUUGGAAAAACAACAAAAGUUAGAAAAAAUGAAUGCAAUGCGAAGGUAUAUAGAAGAGUUUCAGAAAGAGCAGGCUCUCUGGAGAAAAAAGAAACGUGAGGAGAUGGAAGAAGAAAACAGAAAAAUCAUAGAGUUUGCUAACAUGCAGCAGCAAAGAGAAGAAGAUCGGAUGGCAAAAGUUCAAGAAAAUGAGGAGAAAAGACUACAGCUUCAGAAUGCGUUGACACAGAAAUUAGAAGAAAUGCUGCGGCAACGUGAAGAUUUGGAACAAGUGCGACAAGAAUUAUACCAGGAAGAACAAGCUGAAAUAUAUAAGAGCAAGCUAAAAGAAGAAGCAGAAAAGAAAUUGAGAAAGCAAAAAGAGAUGAAGCAAGAUUUUGAAGAACAAAUGGCCUUGAAGGAAUUAGUGCUACAGGCUGCAAAAGAGGAAGAGGAGAACUUUAGAAAAACUAUGCUAGCUAAAUUUGCUGAGGAUGAUCGAAUAGAAUUAAUGAAUGCUCAGAAACAAAGAAUGAAGCAGCUGGAACACAGGAGGGCUGUGGAAAAACUUAUUGAAGAGCGUCGCCAACAAUUCCUUGCAGACAAACAACGUGAACUAGAAGAGUGGCAGGUGCAGCAAAGGCGGCAAGGAUUUAUUAAUGCAAUUAUUGAAGAAGAAAGGCUAAAACUUCUUAAAGAGCAUGCUACAAACUUACUAGGCUAUCUCCCUAAAGGAGUAUUUGAAAAAGAGGAUGAUAUUGAUCUGCUUGGUGAAGAGUUCAGGAAAGUAUAUCAACAAAGGAGUGAAAUUUGUGAAGAGAAAUGAUAUCAUCAAAAUUGGGUAAAGCAUAGAUUUUUUGUAUGUUACCACUAGAUGUCAGCAUAACUUUUGUUUUACAGUUCAGUGGCAUUAGGUAUCCAUUGUCUAUUUGGAUUUUGUAAAUCAUCACUGAAUUUCAUAACUUGUAAACAAUUAUCAGAUACAAAUUAAUUUUAAUCAAGCUGUUAUUUUUGUACUGAUAAUUUCAAAAUCCGAUUUCUACAACACUACAGAGCACUGUUUGCAUCCCCAUCCUCAAGACAGUAUAUUUACCUUGACUAAUACAGAACUCUACCCCAAAGUGAA